CUAAAUAUGGCGAAGUGUCUCCAGUCAGUUCCAUUUCACAGUUCUAUUUUAUUCUAAUUUGCUAUUUCCUCGUGAAAUAAUUAGUUGGCCAUCAGAUAAAAUAGUGAAGGACUUUAAUUGAGACAACUCUUAUUUUUCUCUGCUGAUCGCUGCUUGAGCGCAGCUUCACCAGUAGCCAUGAAAGUUUGGGGGGCUCACGGAGAGUUCUGCGCCCGGCACCAAUGGGAGGUCAUUGUCGCCACUCUGGCGCUUCUUGCUUGCGCCGCGAGCGUCGAAAGAAACGGCGUCGGCAACCGCUCGGAAAGAUGCGCCGGCUGGGCCAGAGCUUGCCCAGGCCUUGAAGCAGAAUACCAAGCAGCCGAUGCAGUCAUCAUGACCUUUGUCCGCUGCGCAGCACUCCUAUACGCCUACUACCAAAUCUCCAACCUUCACAAAAUCGCCUCAAAAUACCUCCUAAUCAUUGCUGGAGUUUUCAGCACUUUUGCCAGUUUUAUCUUCACCAGCGCGCUGGCGAGUCUGUUCUUCAACGAGCUAGCCAGUAUAAAAGAUGCCCCAUUCCUCUUUUUACUCGUCGCCGAUGUCGCUAGAGGCGCCAGGAUGGCGAAAGCUGGAUGGUCUGCCGGGAAAGACCAGGGAAAGCGUGUUGGAAGAGCUCUGUCCUUACUAGGACCAACGGCAACUUUGGAUACUUUAUUGGCAGUGUUGUUAGUGGGUGUUGGUGCGUUAUCCGGAGUGCCUAGACUGGAACAUAUGUGUACCUUCGCCUGUUUGUCUUUGCUGGUGGAUUAUCUGGUCUUCGUGACGUUCUAUCCAGCGUGUUUGUCGCUGGUAGCAGAUUUCACGUCUGGAAGGAAAGAAGUAGGGCCAGACAGCCCGUUUUCUGAAGACGCGUUGAAGCCUAAUCCAGUGGUUCAGAGAGUCAAGAUGAUCAUGGCUGCAGGGCUUCUCUGUGUGCAUUUGACUAGUAGAUGGCCCUGGUCGAACGAAAGUGGACUCAACGAAGGGCAUCUAACUGGUACCCUGAGCACUGCAACCCAAGAUGGCGUCUACCACUCGUACUUGAGAUGGUUCUCCGGCAGCGCAGACUACAUAGUGAUAGCGACUUUACUCUUCGCUCUAAUAAUAAAAUUCGUGUUUUUCGAAGAACAGAGGAAUUGGGUGAUCGACAUGAACGAUUUGACAGUCAAGGAGGUUGUCAAAAACACAGAUGUCAGUGAAAAGACGAAUUCCUUUAGGAAGCCAAUGUUUUCGAUAUCAGACGAGUUGAGCGCUGAUGCCGCAGCGCAAACUGAUCCAAUUGACCCGGAUUUGGAAUGGCCUACGCUGUCCCCUAGCUCCUCAGCGGCAAAAUUGAACGCCAAAAAGCGUCCGAUGGCAGAAUGCCUCGAGAUCUACCGCUCAGAGGGCGCUGGAUCUUCUUUAAGUGACGAAGAAGUGAUCAUGUUGGUCGAACAGUCACAUAUACCUCUACACAGAUUGGAAAACGUAGUUGGAGAUCCUUUAAGAGGUGUCAGGUUACGCCGAAGAGUUGUAGCAUCGAGAUUUGGUAUAGAUACUGCCAUCAGACAACUGCCUUACUUGAAUUAUGACUACAGCAAGGUCCUAAACGCGUGUUGCGAGAACGUCAUAGGAUACGUUGGGGUACCUCUAGGCUACGCCGGGCCUUUGGUUGUAGACGGAAAGGCGUAUAUGAUCCCAAUGGCUACAACUGAAGGAGCGUUGGUAGCUUCAACGAAUCGAGGAGCUAAAGCGAUUGGAACUAGAGGGGUGACCAGUGUAGUCGAAGAUGUUGGUAUGACUAGAGCGCCAGCAGUGAAACUACCAAACGUGGUCAGAGCGCACGAAUGCAGACAGUGGCUGGAUUGUAAAGACAACUACGAUGUUGUUAAAGAAGCUUUCGAUUCCACAUCAAGAUUUGCGCGUCUCCAAGAGAUACAUAUCGGUGUAGAUGGUGCUACCCUUUAUCUUCGCUUCAGAGCGACAACAGGAGACGCUAUGGGCAUGAAUAUGGUUUCCAAAGGCGCUGAAAACGCCUUAAAAGUCCUCAAAACCUACUUCCCAGACAUGGAAGUCAUCAGUUUAUCAGGAAACUAUUGCUCUGACAAGAAAGCUGCAGCGAUCAACUGGGUUAAAGGGAGAGGGAAGAGGGUAGUCUGUGAGACGACGAUAUCCUGCGAUAGUUUAAGAUCGGUCUUUAAAACCGACGCAAAGACCCUAGCUAGAUGCAACAAGAUUAAAAACCUAUCUGGUUCAGCCUUGGCAGGGUCCAUAGGAGGCAAUAACGCUCAUGCAGCGAAUAUGGUGACAGCUAUUUUCAUAGCAACAGGACAGGAUCCAGCGCAGAAUGUGACAAGCAGCAACUGUUCAACGAGUAUGGAGCCUUGCGGCGAGAAUAAUGAAGACUUGUACAUGACUUGUACUAUGCCAUGUUUGGAAGUAGGCACAGUUGGUGGAGGUACAGUUUUGACAGCACAAGGGGCCUGUUUAGACAUCCUAGGUGUCAAAGGAGCAGGGGAAAGACCAGCAGAAAACUCUGCCAGGUUGGCUUCCUUAAUUUGCGCGACUGUGCUAGCCGGAGAGCUAAGUCUUAUGGCUGCAUUGGUCAAUUCAGAUUUAGUCAGAUCCCACAUGCGGCAUAACAGGUCAGCGCUAAAUGUCCAAGCAGGGAAUGUCGAGGUAGCCAGUUCUGUAACCCUCAAAGUGCCGAAGUUAUAACAGAUUUUCCGCUUUUUACUGCCUAAAAGUUAUCAAUUGUUGACUAUUUUUCCGUGCUUGAGGGGUCUUUAGGCGAUUUCAAGUAGAUAAAUAGCUUACUUUACUGGGGGAUAAGUGAGGAUGCGGUCUAGGAUGGAUAGUAAAUGUCUAUGCAUCCCUAAAUAAUGUAAAUUAACUAAAUAGGAAGUCGUCUAAAGAAAUCUUUUGAUAAUCUGAACAAAAUUAUUACGUUUAAAAUUAUAAUAUAAAAACAUAUUGCUAUAAAAUCUACUUGUACGCUAAUUAACGAAAGUGAUAAAAAAUGCCUUAUACAUAUCAACUGUACAAAAGAGGCAAAGGAAAUUUGAUAAGAGGCUCAAAUGUCAGAUUUUAAACUAAAUUGUAUAAAUGUUGCUUAUUAUUUAAAAAGAAAGUAAUUAAUUUAAAAUUACUUACAGUUCUCUGAACUUGACCAGAAGAUAUCUAAGUAAAAAAUAUUAAUUUAUUUUUGUCGAUUUAAAACUAAUAAUCAUGGCAAAAUAUUUCAUUUACUUAUUUAAAAAAAAUAUUAUGUCGUAAAUUUGGCUAAUAAAACACCUUUUUUCUUUAAAAA
Pectinophora gossypiella (pink bollworm) is the source of this 3307-nucleotide messenger RNA. RefSeq names its product 3-hydroxy-3-methylglutaryl-coenzyme A reductase (gene Hmgcr). The record is from RefSeq and is a predicted model, not a curated record. The coding region runs from base 178 to 2715 and encodes 845 amino acids. Gene Ontology annotation, molecular function: protein binding; hydroxymethylglutaryl-CoA reductase (NADPH) activity. Gene Ontology annotation, cellular component: endoplasmic reticulum membrane; peroxisomal membrane. Gene Ontology annotation, biological process: isoprenoid biosynthetic process; coenzyme A metabolic process; sterol biosynthetic process. NCBI's taxonomy places the organism in Eukaryota, Metazoa, Arthropoda, Insecta, Lepidoptera, Gelechiidae. The transcript has 2 exons.